Lates calcarifer (barramundi perch) is the source of this 5105-nucleotide messenger RNA. RefSeq names its product solute carrier family 12 member 6. The record is from RefSeq and is a predicted model, not a curated record. Gene Ontology annotation, cellular component: membrane. Gene Ontology annotation, biological process: potassium ion import across plasma membrane; chemical synaptic transmission; cell volume homeostasis. Lineage: Eukaryota; Metazoa; Chordata; Actinopteri; Centropomidae. Gene Ontology annotation, molecular function: potassium:chloride symporter activity.
CAUGCGCAAGCCGUUGGGACGACGGCAAGGGAGAUAGGACCGGCCGGACUGUAUCGCAUGUUUUCUUUUCUUGUUGGGUCGGUUGGACAAAAAAAAAAGUGCCGAGAAAACCUGGGAGCGGAGCCAAAUCUUCCCAGAUGUAACUGAAGACAGGCGUAUUUUGGGAGCGUUCUUUACCGGAGACUUGAGCCAGUAGAAAGACACUUUUAUCUCCAAGGUGCACGUCAGACACAAUUUUACUUGUGUUUACUUGAGAAAAAGACGAGUUAAACACACUCUGUGACUGCUGUCCACAGCCUUUAUAGGAAUCAAGAGAGAGUGAAGAUAGAAAGAUACUGUACAAAGGGAGAAGCAGCUUGGAAUUACAAGAAGAGACACCCUCAGCUCUUUGUGUAUGUGUUGGUGUCUUUUAUAAAUCUAUUAUAUUUUCAAACAGAAUCAGAGAAACAGCAGAAAAAGUGUGUUUUUCUUUCACAUGCCUGGUGGAAGACGACUAGUUUGCUUCAAUGGAGAAUUGCAGCUGCAGAAGGACAAAUUGUAGAGGCCGCCCUUACCUCAGCAUCACCUGGGAGAUAGCCUAGCCUAGCCCACCUUAGCUAAGGUCAGCACAGCCCCGCUAAGCUAGUCCGAGACCCCCUCCCCAGCCGCCCGUCUUCUCCUACAUCCCACUCAGCACCCCCUCCCCUCCCUGUCUGACUUCUCCAAGCGAGCUGCCAUGGCAUCAGUGCGCUUCACGGUGACGCCCACCAAGGCGGAGGACCUCCCGGGGCUGUCCGACACGUCGCCUGACCUGAGCUCCCGCUCAGGAGCCCGUGUGCGCUUCGGCUCCAGGGAGAGCGUCAAUCGCAGCGACCCGCUCAGCGAGGCGUCGGGAGGCCUGACGACCAGUGCCACAGCGGGCGGAGGAGGCACGGACACACCGGACCACAGCAACGCAGAGCAAGGUGAUGGAAACUCUAAAAUCUCCAGUGUGUAUAUCAACAACAGUCAUGGGGUGGAUGACGACGACUUCUACGACAGAAACUUGGCCUUAUUUGAGGAGGAGAUGGACACUCGGCCAAAGGUGUCAUCUCUGCUCAAUCGCCUGGCCAACUACACCAACCUGACGCAGGGGGCCAAGGAGCACGAGGAGGCCGAGAGCAUCGGUGAGAAGAAGAAAACCAGCAAGUCACCACAGAUGGGGACGUUCAUGGGCGUUUACCUGCCUUGCCUCCAGAACAUCUUCGGCGUCAUCUUGUUCCUGCGGUUGACCUGGGUGGUGGGGAACGCCGGGGUGCUGCAGGCCCUCUGUAUCGUCUUCAUAUGCUGCUGCUGUACGAUGCUGACUGCGAUAUCGAUGAGUGCAAUCGCCACUAAUGGAGUUGUACCAGCGGGAGGCUCCUACUUCAUGAUCAGUCGCUCUCUGGGUCCAGAGUUUGGGGGGGCGGUGGGCCUGUGUUUCUACCUGGGCACCACCUUCGCUGGAGCCAUGUACAUCCUGGGAGCCAUCGAGAUCCUGCUGAUGUACAUAGCACCUAAGGCAGCCAUUUUUGAGUCAAAGAACCCAGAUGGCGAAGGGGCGGCCAUGUUGAACAACAUGCGGGUCUACGGCUCCAUCUGUCUCCUCCUGAUGUCCUUGCUGGUCUUUGUGGGCGUGAAGUACGUCAACAAACUGGCCUCCAUUUUCCUGGCCUGCGUCAUCGUCUCCAUCGUUUCCAUCUACAUCGGAGCGCUGGUCUCCGCCUUCAAACCGCCAAAUUUUCCCGUGUGCAUGCUGGGAAACAGAACUAUCAACGGUCAUGAAAUUUACGACAGCCAGUGUGGGAAAACCUUCCUGCUGCAGAUCCAAGAGCCGGUGGAGAGGGAUGACGCCAACGUCACAGUCUUUUAUGUAGAAAACAGCACAGUAGGCCCGACCUUUGAACCCACCCGCGCUCCUGCUCAGGUGGAGAAGGCCACAUCUCUUUGGAAGCAGUUUUGCGACGGCCUGGAGCUCAACGCCUCCUGUGACGAAUUCUUCAAGGCCAACAAUUUUUCUCAGAUUGAAGGGAUCCCGGGCCUGGCCAGCGGGAUCAUUUCAGAGAACGUGUGGAGCUCCUACCUCAGCAAAGGCGACGUGGUGGAGAAAGGCUCCCUCAGCUCCUCUCAUGGUUUACAUCCGGCGUCCACGCACCAGCCUUAUGUGUUUGCUGACAUCACCACCUCCUUCACACUCCUGGUGGGCAUCUUCUUCCCCUCAGUCACAGGAAUCAUGGCUGGUUCGAACCGGUCGGGGGAUCUGAAAGACGCCCAGCGUUCGAUCCCCAUCGGAACCAUCCUCGCCAUCCUCACCACCUCCAUUGUCUACCUGAGCAGCGUUGUUUUGUUUGGAGCCUGCAUCGACGGGGUGGUCCUCAGAGACAAAUUUGGCGACUCAGUGAAAGGAAAUCUAGUGGUGGGGACUCUGGCUUGGCCGACUCCCUGGGUCAUUGUGAUCGGCUCUUUCUUCUCAACGUGUGGCGCAGGCCUCCAGUCGCUGACCGGCGCUCCCCGACUCCUGCAGGCCAUCGCCAAGGACAACAUCAUCCCCUUCCUCCGGGUGUUUGGUCAUGGGAAGGCUAACGGGGAGCCCACCUGGGCCCUGCUGCUGACGGCCCUGAUUGCUGAGCUGGGGAUUCUCAUUGCCUCUCUGGACCUGGUGGCUCCCAUCCUCACAAUGUUUUUCCUGAUGUGUUACCUGUUUGUAAACCUGGCCUGUGCCCUUCAGACUCUCCUGCGGACGCCCAACUGGAGGCCGCGCUUUUCCUACUACCACUGGACCUUGUCAUUUCUGGGGAUGACUAUCUGCCUGGCGCUCAUGUUCAUAUCCUCUUGGUACUACGCAAUCGUUGCCAUGGUGAUCGCAGGCAUGAUCUACAAAUACAUAGAGUAUCAUGGAGCAGAGAAGGAGUGGGGGGAUGGGAUCCGCGGUCUGUCCCUCAGUGCUGCCCGUUAUGCCCUCCUGAGGUUGGAAGAGGGACCACCACACACCAAAAACUGGAGGCCCCAGCUGUUGGUGUUACUAAAACUGGACGAGGACGCCCACGUCAAGUCUCCUCGCCUGCUGACGUUCGCCAGCCAGCUGAAGGCGGGAAAGGGCCUGACCAUCGUUGGCACCGUCGUCUCUGGCAACUUCCUGCAGAGCUACGGGGAGGCCCUCGCUGCCGAACAGACCCUAAAGCACCUGAUGGAUAAGGAGCGUGUGAAGGGCUUCUGUCAGUGCAUCGUGGCCCAGAAGCCUCGUGAAGGCAUCAGCCACAUGAUCCAGUCCAGCGGCCUGGGAGGAAUGAAACCCAACACGGUGGUGAUGGGCUGGCCUCACGCCUGGAGGCAGAGCGAGGACCCGCAGGCCUGGAAAACCUUCAUCAACACAGUGCGGGUGACCACAGCAGCCCACCUGGCCCUGCUGGUGCCCAAAAACAUCUCUCUGUUCCCCAGCAACAGUGAGCCCUGCACAGAGGGCUACAUCGACGUGUGGUGGAUCGUCCACGACGGAGGGAUGCUGAUGCUGCUGCCCUUCCUCCUGCGCCAGCAUAAGGUGUGGCGUAAAUGUGGCAUGCGAAUCUUCACAGUGGCCCAGAUGGAGGAUAACUCGAUCCAGAUGAAGAAGGAUCUGGCAACCUUCCUCUAUCACCUACGCAUUGAGGCUGAGGUGGAGGUAGUUGAGAUGCAUGACAGUGAUAUCAGUGCGUACACCUAUGAAAGGACCCUGAUGAUGGAGCAGAGAUCUCAGAUGCUCAGACAGAUGCGACUGUCUAAAUCAGACCGGGAAAAAGAGGCCCAGCUGGUGAAGGAUCGUAACUCCAUGCUGCGUCUGACGAGCAUCGGCUCAGAUGACGACGACGACACCGACGGCGGGGAGCGAGACAGGGCGGCAAGCGGUGGUGGUGGCGGCGGCGGUGGCAGCUCCGAGCACCACCGUCGUGUUCAGAUGACCUGGACCAAAGAGAAGACCUCGCAGUACAGAGCCACGCACUCAGGCUGCUCCACACCCGAGGGCUUCAGAGACAUGCUCAGCAUCAGGCCGGACCACUCGAACGUCAGGCGGAUGCACACCGCCGUCAAACUCAACGAGGUCAUCGUCAAUAAAUCCCACGAAGCCCGACUUGUCCUGCUCAACAUGCCAGGACCUCCCAAGAACCCAGAUGGAGACGAGAACUAUAUGGAGUUCCUUGAAGUUUUAACAGAAGGACUGGAGCGUGUCCUGUUGGUCAGGGGUGGAGGAAGUGAAGUCAUCACCAUCUACUCCUGAUUGGACAAACAGAGGAAGCCAGUGUUUAAAGAAAAGCAGCCAAUCGCACAGACGAUGAGCGAAGGGAGACGGAGGGGCCCGUGAGCUCUGGGGAUGUGGAGGCCCAAAAAGAGAGACUGUCAUUGGCUGCAGCGUCCGUCAUCACCCCCAACAUCCCACACAGCCCUUUUCCUUUCAUUUUUUACACUUUUCUGUCAUGACGAGGGUUUCCAUUCCACUUAUGUCGAGCUACAGAAAUGCCAACACAAUUCCAUGAAUGAGCAAAAAAAAAAAAAAAAAAAAGUGUGUGUGUGUGUGUAUGUGUGUGAGAAACUCAUCCAUCUGAAGGAGGUCUGGUUUAUCGGAGAAGGGACCAGCGUCGGGUUGUAGGAGCGAGUGUGUCAGGGCGGCGGACCACUGAAUGAGAUCUAAGUCGUAGAGUGUGAGAGUGUGAAGCGCCCCAGAACGGAGCAGUCGUUGCACCGACGAGACUCAGGGUUGCUUUUUGUACAGAAUGUAUUUUGGAAGCAGAUGUGAGCGUUGUGAGCGUAGACUGAAUGUCCGAAUCGAGUGUUUUUGUUGUUUUUCUUCUCUCUUUGAACACCUGGAAAAGUUCAAUCCGGUACUUCGUAAAAACUGGAAAAGUAACACUGAGGAGUCUUUUAGCCCUGCUUAGUGCUACAUAUAAGGAACAUAAGUGUGCUUUUGUGUCGUCUCCUUACUUGAAAGUGUAACGUUUAAGGAGAUGAAAGGAAGAAAUGGUUAUCAGUUGUAUAUCAGAACUGGCUGCUUUUUAUAUCCACCAUAUCCACUAGUAUUUGCACAAACCUCAGAAUUUGUUUUAUCUAUGGUGAAGUCAAAGUUAAGUGACACUCAA